AUGCCGUGCCGGGCCGGUCGCAUCGCCCCGCCCCUCGCUGCACCCCCGCGCCCCCGCGAGCCGCAAGUCGGCCGCGCGCGCUCCGGUAAGCAUGUGUUUCGCGUGACGCGCUCCUCUACUUUACGCGGCACAUUCGAUUUCGUUGGCAUGGCUCCGCGCCGGCAAGGCGCCACCGGCGAACGCGAGGCGGAGGACACUCGCGGGUGCUGCGUUCCCAGCGAGUGCCUCCGGCCCCGGGAGGCUGUUCGUAUUGAAGACGCCGUUCGCGUACUAUGCAACAACGACACGUGCGCCGCCGGCCGGUACAUGCACCGAGAGUGCUUCGAACAAUGGGAAGGCGGCGUGUUGGCUUACCUCAAGUCCUGUGGCCGUGCACGAUCCUGGUCUGAGAGGCAACGCCACCAGAAUCUGUGGACAAAGAAGGGAUACGAUUUGGCGUUCAAAGCGUGCGGCUGCCGUUGCGGCCGCGGCCAUUUGAAGAAAGAUCUUGAUUGGGCACCUCCCGGCACCGCUGUCAGGGCUGAGGAAGAGAAGAAGAGGCGCAGGCGGACAAGGUCUGGUCGGACACCAGCCGCGACAGACGGACGCUCGAGAGCCUUCAGCCUGUCCAGUUCUGGGUCCUGCUCCCCGCCAUCCGCACCAUCAGAGCCCUCUGCCAGCCCGACACAUGUCCCUAUACAUGCUCUUACGCCGGCCAAGAGAAACUCCAAGCCUGAAAUCGUUUCCGACAGGAUUAGGUAA
Chilo suppressalis (striped riceborer) is the source of this 741-nucleotide messenger RNA. The record is from the annotation of a GenBank genome assembly. NCBI's taxonomy places the organism in Eukaryota, Metazoa, Arthropoda, Insecta, Lepidoptera, Crambidae.